AUGCACUCAGAAGAGCAAAAAUAUGAUCAGAAAAAUAUUCGUCGCCGUGUUUAUGAUGCUCUAAAUGUAUUAUUAGCUAUGAAUAUAAUCUGUAAACGGAAGAAGGUUAGAUAUCGAUUGGGUUGGUUUACCGGAAGAGAGGGUUCGUUUUUAGUUUCGCAUUGCAAGAAAGAAACUAUACAAGAACUUGUAGUUCAACUUGUCGCUUAUAAGAGUCUUGUGUGGAAAAAUCGUGAAAUGGAGAGGCUUAAUACACGUCCACCAGAAAACUCCGUUCUGUAUCUCCCCUUUGUUAUUAUAAAUACUUCCAAAGGUACAACUGUCGAUUGUGCUGUGUCUGGGGACAGAUCGGAAUUCCUCUUCCAGUUCGAUCAGACGUUCGAAGUAUAUGACGAUUUUGAGGUACGGUGUAUCCUUUCCAUUGUGAUGACUCACCUGUGUGUAUUUUUGGCUAACUUGAUAUUCGCAAAACUUGGACUCUGGGCCGGAUCGAACCACGAUUUCCUUUUCCUGCUGCUCGCGCAUUACACACUGCGUCACCGAGAUUUCGACUACGGCCUCACCUUAACUGAGGUUCAAUGUCAAUUUGUGCUUCCCGGAUCAAUCCCGCUGGCGGGUGAUUCCUGA
Angiostrongylus costaricensis is the source of this 627-nucleotide messenger RNA. The record is from the annotation of a GenBank genome assembly. NCBI's taxonomy places the organism in Eukaryota, Metazoa, Nematoda, Chromadorea, Rhabditida, Metastrongylidae.